Molecule: messenger RNA, 2046 nt
Organism: Rhopalosiphum maidis (corn leaf aphid)
Lineage: Eukaryota; Metazoa; Arthropoda; Insecta; Hemiptera; Aphididae
Product: histidine-rich glycoprotein-like
Exons: 3
Coding region: 139-1317 (392 amino acids)
Source: RefSeq, a predicted model, not a curated record
CGAUUUUCCCACCACCGUGGGAUUUAGGUUUCAUAUAUAAACUCCAGACGACCGCAGUAACAGUAUCACAAUCAGUCUUUCCUUCGUUUGACUAACAAUAUCGUGCCAAUACAUAUAUAUAUAUAUAUUCAAACAAACAUGGGUUCCAUAACUCCUCUGAUAACUAUCGCGUGUUUGGUCGGCUUGACGUCAUUUGGUGCGGCCAAAUUGAGCGAUAACGAAGUAGCAGAAGGAGUCAUAAAGCACACGCACUACCAUACCGGUGACGUGGAACACGCGCACAAACACGACGGCGAGGCACACCACGAACACCACCACAAGGGAAGCGCCGAGCACGCCCAUCACCAUGGAGGAGAAUUCGGACACGGACAUCAUCACGGCGGAGAAUUCGGCCACGGACAUCAACACCACGGUAGCGCCGACCACAAGCAUCACCACGGCGGUGAGUUUGGUCACGGACACAAGCACCACGGUAGCGCGGAACACAAACAUCACCACGGCGGAGAAUUCGGACACGGACAUCACCACGGCGGUAAAUUCGGACACGGACAUCAACACCACGGUAGCGCAGCACACAAGCAUCACCAUCACGGAAGCGCCGACCACAAGCAUCACCACGGCGGAGAAUUCGGACACGGACACGAACAUCACGGAAGCGCCGAGCACAAGCAUCACCACGGUGGAGACUUCGGACACGGACACCACCACGGCGGAGAAUUCGGUCACGGACACAAGCACCACGGUGCCGCUGAACACAAACAUCAUCACGGCGGAGAGUUCGGACACGGACACCACCACGGCGGUAAAUUCGGACACGGACACGAACAUCACGGAAGCGCCGCUCACAAACAUCAUCACGGCGGAGAAUUCGGACACGGACACAAGCACCACGGUGCCGCUGAACACAAACAUCAUCACGGCGGAGAAUUCGGACACGGACAUCACCAUGGAGGCAAAUUCGGACACGGACAUCAACAUCACGGUAGCGCAGCUCACAAGCAUCACCAUCACGGAAGCGCCGACCACAAGCAUCACCACGGCGGAGAAUUCGGACACGGACACGAACAUCACGGAAGCGCCGAGCACGCACAUCACCACGGCGGUGAGUUCGGACACGGACACCACCACGGUGGCAAAUUCGGACACGGACACGAACAUCACGGAAGCGCCGCGCACAAGCACCACCACGGUGGCAAGUUCGGACACGGACACAAGCACGGAGGUAGUGCCGAACACGCUCACCAACAUCACGGCAAGGCCGCUCACGGUCACCACCACGCCGGUCACUCCAAACACCACCACAAGCACACCGUCUAAUUCAACGUCAUCCGACGAAGACGACCGCGAUCACCAGUCGCACCUUACCGCCGUAUAAACGACCCCGCAAGGACAAAGGAUACGAAGUCGGCACUCGUCUUCAACUCCUGCCCCCAUCUUCUACCCCGCUGCAUUUGGUAUUGACUUUAUGAAUACGGUAAAGGUUAUGGGGUUCUUCGAAUACUUGUUUUCAAAGUUUCCAUCUCCGACUCAUCUCGUCUUAUAUCUCCAGUCUCUCUAUCUUUAACUCCUUUCUCGUGUGCUUCUUUCACUUUAUCUACGUCUCCCUUUUUCGUCGGCGGCGUCAGAUGUCUCUGAGGUUGUCAAUUAUUAUUGUUACCGCCGCCGUCAGGGUUGCUGUUGCUGUACUGAAAGUACCUUCUCCAUACUAAUUUCGGUAUUCCUAAAUACAGUAAUGUAUGAACUGUUGUUACUACUUGUAUAACUUAUAUAUUUGUUCUGUGAUAAUUUUAAGUACUCAUUUGUAAUGAUUUAUUUUUAUUAUUACUUAUCGUUGUAAUCGGGUCUUUUUAUACGUAUAUAUUAGUACUAUUCUAUAAUAAUAUGUUAUUUCAGUUUAGGAUAGACUAAUCAAAAUUGGCGGUGUAGCUUCCGGUUUCUUAUAUUGUUAUAUUAUAUAAACAUUGUAUUUUAUCGUAUAGGUACAUAUUUACGUAUACAAUAUUGUAAUGUUUUAUUAUUGUUACCAAUGUCAAGUUGUUUUGUUAU